GGAAAUCCUUCCAUAGGGAACACUCUACGCUUCAUAAAUAAUAUCCACAGAGUUGUGAAGUUCUUAUGUCGUUUCAGGGCAUCCGGAACGGUUUACGUAGCGAAUCGGAAUGAUACUAACGAAGUUGUUGCUGUCAAACGAAUGGCAUUCAAGACACAGCCAAAGAAAGAAAUGUUACUAACAGAGAUCAAAGUGAUGAAACAGUUCCGACACCCUAACGUAGUCAAUUACAUUGAAUCUUAUCUGGUGGAUGCUGAUGAUUUGUGGGUGGUUAUGGAUUAUUUGGAAGGCGGUAACCUAACCGAUGUCGUUGUGAAGACGGAACUGGAUGAGGGGCAGAUUGCAGCCGUUCUUAAGGAAUGUGUCAAAGCGCUUCAUUUCCUGCAUAGCCAUUCUAUCGUACAUCGUGAUAUAAAAAGCGACAAUGUAUUGCUUGGAAUGGAUGGUCAGGUGAAACUUACUGACAUGGGUUUUUGUGCCCAAAUUCAGCCGGGAUCAAAAAGAGACACCGUUGUCGGAACCCCGUAUUGGAUGUCUCCUGAGAUUCUCAAUAAAAAGCGGUACAAUUAUAAAGUGGACAUAUGGUCGCUUGGUAUCAUGGCGCUGGAAAUGAUUGAUGGAGAGCCUCCGUAUCUUCAUGAAACACCAUUGAAGGCAAUCUACCUGAUUGCGCAGAAUGGAAAACCAGAAAUUAAAAGACGAGAUCAGCUUUCUCCUGAUUUCUUAGACUUCCUUGAUCGCUGCCUCGUAGUCGAACCUGAAGACAGAGCUGAUACGGAAGAACUUCUGCGGCAUCCGUUCCUUGCAAGGGCGAAACCGCUCAGCAGUCUAAUUCCCUACAUAAAGGCAGUGAAGGAACUUAAAGAAAAAGAAAAACUCUGCCACAAAUAG
This is a messenger RNA of Haemonchus placei, 891 nucleotides long. The record is from the annotation of a GenBank genome assembly. NCBI's taxonomy places the organism in Eukaryota, Metazoa, Nematoda, Chromadorea, Rhabditida, Trichostrongylidae.